GCUCAGGUGCAACCCUGAAACGCUCAAACAUCGCUGUGGGCCGGGAGCCUUCGCUCUGAAUCACGCCGGGUGCCGGGAACGCGGCGGAAGGAGAUCCCGAGUGUCCCGCGAUGCUGCUGCCGCCGUGAUGUGACAAAAGACGUGAAACUGGGGGAGAAAAAUGAUGAUUCUGGAAUUUGGCUCUGGCUGUCAGGGGUGACGAAAAGCGUGGGCAACGCCUCCUGGCCGGGUUAUAAAGGGCUCCGAGGCAGGGGGAGCGAGCACUCGCUGCCUGCGCUGCCGAGCCGGGUUUGUCUCUGCAUCCUCCGCAGCCGUGGCCAUGAGCACCACUGUCCGGCAAUUCUCCUCCUCCACCUCCCUCAAGGGCUUCGGGGGCCUGGGGGGAGGCUCCAGCCGCCUUUCCUCCGUGCGCCUGGGGGGCGCAGGGUACAGAGCCCCCAGCCUCCACGGGGGCUCCAGCACCUACUCGGUCUCUUCCCGCAUCGUCUCGGGGCUCGGCAGCGGCUACGGGGGCAACUACUGCAGCAGCGUGGGAGGGGGCGUCGGCGGGGGCUUUGGGGGCAGCUAUGGGGCUGGCCUUGGGGCCGGCUUCGGAGGCGGCUUCGGAGGUGGCUUCGGAGGUGGCUUUGGAGGUGGCGAUGGCAUCCUGCAGGCUGGGGAAAAGGAGACGAUGCAGAACCUCAACGACCGGCUGGCUGCCUACCUGGACAAGGUGCGAGCCCUGGAGGAGGCCAACACGGACCUGGAGGUCAAGAUCAGGGAGUGGUACAAGAAGCAGGGACCCGGCCCAGAGCGUGACUACAGUCCCUACUACAGGACUAUCGAGGAGCUCAGGAACAAGGUUCUAGGGGCCACAGUUGACAACGCCAACCUCCUCCUGCAGAUCGACAAUGCCAGGCUGACCGCUGAUGACUUCAGGACCAAGUUCGAGACGGAGCAGGCUCUGCGCCUGAGCGUGGAGGCCGACAUCAACGGGCUGCGCAGGGUCCUGGACGAGCUGACCCUGGCCAGAGCUGACCUGGAGAUGCAGAUCGAGAACCUGAAGGAGGAGCUGGCCUAUCUCAAGAAGAACCACGAGGAGGAAAUGAACGCCCUGCGCGGGCAGGUGGGUGGAGAGAUCAGCGUGGAGAUGGAUGCGGCUCCUGGCGUUGACCUGACCAAGAUCCUGUCUGAGAUGAGGGAGCAGUACGAGAGCCUGGCGGAGAAGAACCGCCGGGACGCCGAGCAGUGGUUCUUCAGCAAGACAGAAGAGCUGAACCGGGAGGUGGCCAUCAACACGGAGCAGCUCCAGAGUGGCAAGACGGAGAUCACAGAGCUACGACGGACCAUCCAGAGCCUGGAGAUCGACCUGCAGUCCCAGCUCAGCACGAAAGCGGCGCUGGAGGGCACCUUGGCCGAUACAGAAGCCAGGUAUGGCGCCCAGCUGGCCCAGCUGCAGGGGCUGAUCAGCGGCGUGGAGGAGCAGCUGGCCGAGCUGCGCUGCGACAUGGAGCGGCAGAACCAGGAGUACAGGGUCCUGCUGGACGUCAAAUGCCGCCUGGAGCAGGAGAUCGCCACGUACCGCCGGCUGCUGGAGGGCGAGGACGCCCACAUUUCCUACACCUCGCAGCCUGUGAAAGAAGGACCUGUAACCACUCGCCAAAUCCGCACGAUCUUCGAGGAGGUCCAGGAUGGGAAGGUGAUUUCCUCCCGUGAGCAGAUCACCCAGGCUGCCCACUGAGGCGGUCGCCCGGUUCGCUGCAAACCACGCACAGCAAAGCACAAGAAGAUUCCAGUUGAUUUGCUUUGGCUACGCAGAUCACGAAAAGCACCUUCUCCUUUCAUCACCUCCCCUGUUUCCUUCACCCCUUCUCUAAGCGCUGUGCCCUGCUCAGAAACCAAAUAAAGCUUUGUUUCAUACCAGCA
Columba livia (rock pigeon) is the source of this 1905-nucleotide messenger RNA. Its product is annotated as keratin, type I cytoskeletal 14. NCBI's taxonomy places the organism in Eukaryota, Metazoa, Chordata, Aves, Columbiformes, Columbidae. Gene Ontology annotation, biological process: intermediate filament organization; epithelial cell differentiation. Gene Ontology annotation, cellular component: cytoskeleton. The coding region runs from base 320 to 1720 and encodes 466 amino acids. The transcript has 8 exons. Gene Ontology annotation, molecular function: structural molecule activity. The record is from RefSeq and is a predicted model, not a curated record.